AGCGAGCGAAAAAGAUACAACCAUUCAGCUGCAGAUAGCAAAAUCCGCCAUUAAAAUUCGAUCAACAAAACCUCGAUGAACACUCUGCACGCACCCACGCACUCAUCUCCAAUCGCCCAAAAUUCACCAAAUCGUCGCCGCGCUCCUCUCCUCCACCGUAAAUUCCAACCAUUUCUGUCAAAUACUCAUUCACCUAAACAUCCAAUUCCAUCCAUAAAAUCCACGAGAGUACUCGCGGCGGCGUCAAUGCCUCCGACCGCAGACGGCGACGCGCCGCCGAGCAGACCAUUCUCGGUUCUGUUCGUCUGCCUCGGCAACAUCUGCCGGAGCCCCGCCGCGGAAGGCGUUUUCCGGCACCUCGUCAAGGAGAGGGGCCUCGAUUCCAAAUUCCGCAUCGAUUCCGCCGGCACCAUCAACUACCAUGAGGGUGAUCAAGCAGAUCCAAGAAUGAGGGCAUCUUCAAAAAAGCGUGGAAUUGAGAUAACUUCUAUAUCAAGGCCGAUAAAGCCAUCAGAUUUUAGGGAUUUUGAUCUUAUUCUUGCAAUGGACAAUCAAAACAGAGAGGAUAUACUAGGUGCAUUCGAGAGGUGGAGACACAGAGAGACACUACCCAAAGACGCGGCCGACAAGGUUCGCUUGAUGUGUUCUUUCUGCAAGAGGCACGAUGAAACCCAAGUUCCCGACCCCUACUAUGGUGGACCACAAGGUUUCGAGAAGGUUUUGGAUUUGCUCGAAGACGCAUGCGAGUCCCUAUUGGAAAACAUUGUUUCGCAGAAGCUCUAAACUCAGACUUUCCAGAUUUACUCUUUGAAUGUUUGUCAAUGAUAACAAUACACAAUAGUCAAGUAUUUUUAUCUUGGCCAAAUUGCCGAAAAAACUUGUCUAAUUCUGGUCAUCCCACAACUUUAAAAUUCGGUCGAAAAAAACCAUAAUACUACUAACAUUGUUCGUGAUUAUCUCACGAGCUUUGAUUUGGGUGAAACAAACGUGAAAUUGUAUCGAAUGCG
Salvia hispanica is the source of this 1007-nucleotide messenger RNA. RefSeq lists its product as uncharacterized. Gene Ontology annotation, biological process: protein dephosphorylation. Gene Ontology annotation, molecular function: protein tyrosine phosphatase activity. The record is from RefSeq and is a predicted model, not a curated record. NCBI's taxonomy places the organism in Eukaryota, Viridiplantae, Streptophyta, Magnoliopsida, Lamiales, Lamiaceae.